UACACAGCUACACAGCCAGAUGAGCGUUUCCUGAGCUCUCUGUACUCUAUACACAUUCUAUUGGUUGAAAGGAGCCAAUAUGCUUGCACGCGAGAAAUGAUUGGCCAAGAAAGCUGUCACUCGCUGUCCUGAUUGGCCAUCACUCGCAGGUCAGCUCACCGAUUGGUGCACGCGUUUUCCCGUGGCUGCGUUGAACGACCUUUGGUUCUGAUGCUGCGCGUCAUCGAAUUCUCAGCAUCAUCUGGACCGAGUGGACAGUAAAACUCGUAUGGCAAAGUGACUCUAAACCGGCGGGAAAGCAGGAAGGACUCCGCGGCUGCUGCUCAACGAAGGAUUGGCAGCGAUGGGCACGUUCAGCCGCCAGAAGUUCUUCCAGGAGCUCACUCACGGCUGUCUGCUACCGACAGCCCACCAGGGCCUGGAGCAGGUGUGGCAGCUGCUGGUAAUCUGUCUGCUGUGUCGCCUCCUCUGGAUGUUGAGCUUCCCCUCCAUUUUGAAGCAUCUGUCCACAGUGGCAGGCGGAUUCUACAUCCUCUACCUGUUCUUUGAACUGCACAUGAUCUGGGUGGUCCUCCUGAGUCUGCUCUGCUACCUUUUCCUCUUCCUGUGUCGCCACUCGACCAUGCGAGGCACUUUUCUCUCUAUAACUGUGCUCAUCUAUCUGAUGCUGGGAGAACUGCACAUGAUGGACACCACCAACUGGCACAAGAUGAGAGGUUCACAGAUGGUGGUGGCCAUGAAAGCCAUCUCUCUGGCCUUCGAUCUGGACAGAGGCGUCGUGACCGGCGUACCCUCUCCCAUCGAAUUCAUGGGUUAUAUUUACUACGUGGGAACAGUCAUCUUCGGACCGUGGAUCAGUUUCAAUAGCUACAAAGAGGCUUUAGACGGACAGAAGAUGAGCCUGUCUUGGUUGUUCAAAGUGUCUUUAAGCUGGAUUAAGAGUCAGGUCUGCCUGGUUCUCUCCAACUGUGUGGCACCUUACCUCUUCCCUUAUUUCAUUCCUGUCUAUGGAGACAAGCUGCUAAGGAGCAAAAAGAGAAGGAAAAUCAGAGGUUCACUGGCAACGUGGUUACUGGCUUACGAGAACACAGUGUCUUUCCACUUUAGCAACUAUUUUGUUGCUUAUUUGAGCGAGACCACAACCAUUCUGGCCGGAGCCGGCUUCACAGAGGAGAAAGACAACAUCAAAUGGGAUCUGACGGUGUCCAAGCCGCUGAACAUCGAGUUUCCCCGCUCAAUGGUGGAGGUGGUGACCUCGUGGAAUCUGCCUAUGUCACGCUUUCUGCACACCUAUGUAUUUCAGAGUGCUCUCAAAUUUGGGACUUUCUCCGCCGUCAUGCUGACAUACGCAGCCAGUGCCCUUUUGCACGGUUUGAGUUUCCAUCUGGGUGCCGUGCUUGUGUCUCUUGGCUUCAUCACCUACACUGAGCACGUGCUGCGGAAGAGACUGGCAGCCAUGUUCAAUGCCUGUGUUCUGUCCAAGAAAUGUCAGCCAAACUGCACCCACCAGAACAAAAAGGCACUUUGGGUGUACAUGAUCAAUGUAGCAUUCAGCACCCUGGCAAUAGUCCAUCUGACAUACCUGGGUUCAGUGUUCAAUUCCAGCGUGGACUACAUGGAAGAAGAUGAGGAUGACACAAGCCAUCAUACCAUUCAGAAGUGGUCAGAGCUGAGCUGGACAAGUCACUGGAUCACAUUUGGAUGCUGGAUCGUAUACCGCCUCGUUCUCUAGAUUGGGGAAAGGGCAAAAGAAGCAGCAAUAAUGAGGGUUCUCUUCCCUGUGACUGUCAGAGAAGCAGUCGAUCGCCAGGUUGGCACCGUUUGGCGUCUGCUUCAUAUGUGUCAGCCCUACCUGCUGAGGACUCCUUUUGAUAUCCUCACCACUCUCCUUCCUCCUUUUCUAUGGACGCCAUCCUCCUUUUUUUUUCUGCUCGCUCAUGUUGUGACAGCAGUUCCUGAUGUCUCCCUGAAAGUCACAAUCAAUCGCAAUCAGCAUGGCGGAGAUCGGCUUAAGCUGUUAUCUCUGCGGCAGAUGCGCUUUCCCCUCACCUCAAGUGGUUCAUCAUCAUAUUUUCUUGAAAUGAGGAUGACCAUCAGUGGAUAUUGCACAAUGUCCUUAUGUUCAAUGGUUCCCGCGUAAAGAACACUAAGCCUAUUUGCAAACAUUUUUAAACCGUCAGUCUAUUGCCGAGCAUGUGCCAGACGGUGAGUUUACAAAAGGACAAACAAAGCACAUAACGUUCAAAUAUUUAUUUUAUCCAUCCUAUAUUUUGUUUUACACAGUAGCUGUCCUAAGGUUGUCCUAAGCCCAAGAAGGUGUUCUCCAAUCAGCUGUUGAGCCUGAAAAGGCACUCUUUUAAAAGGGGGAAUUUGAAGUUUAAAAAAAAAAAAGUUUUUUAAACGACAACGCUCUUUGUCAGAUUUGUUUAAAAGCGUUCAGUUUUUCCUGAGAGGAAUGAUAUAUUAGAAAAAAAUAAAAUAAAAUCAGGCCUCAAAUUAUCUUUGCAAUCAACAAGCACACCUGAGAGAAAAGGAGAUCGGAGAUGCACAUGUGGGCACACCGCUUUAUUUGUGAUGCAAUGUUACCAAAAUGCUCUGUUAUAGCUUUCAAGUUGCAUUUUGUGCCCACAACGAGCGUGCCCGUCGGUAUCUUGUUCUACCGUUCAGUCAUAAUCACUCUUUCAACAAAUAUGAAAAAAAAAUGUCGCCCCCCCCCCCCUUCAGGUUCAUGACUUAUAGCAAAACUAAAUCAAGCAGUAAUACUUGGUCAUUACAUUGACGCAGGACAACAAAUUGAUCAUCAUUUUCAUAUAUUGUUCUAGCUUAUUUCCUUUCGGAAUUUUUAGAUUUAGAAAGUCACCUAGCAAAUGCAUUUUGUGGGACAAAGUCAUUGAUGUUUGUUUCCCUCUGACGAUUUAGCUAUUACAUUUGAAGUUAUGAAUCAGGGUAUUGCACAUGGCAACGUACACAACAAUGUUUAAAGCGUUUCAGCAUUCAUUUUGACGUUGCAUUUUGAAGAAAUAAUUAUGCAGUUGGUUUUCUUGUGUAUUUCUCCUUAACCGUUGAUUCAAAUGACUUUUCCCUACAAGUGAUCGCCUGAAAAAUGCCCGCUUGCUUUGACAUCCCCUGCGUAGUUCUGACAUCAAAUGGUUGCAUUCUAAGUGCAGUCCAAGUGUUAGAUUAGAGCAUUCAGGGUUCCAUUUUUGUGAAUAGCAUAUGUCCUGCACAGUAUGUGGUCAAAGUCUAUGUGGAUGCAGGUUCGAUGCAGACCAGCACGGCCUUGGUGUUCUGUGAGAGGGAGGGCUGAACCGUUGUGGGAGUGUUUACAGUUGAUUUAAGUCGCCACCAUUUCAAAGCAAAUCGUCUCCUGCCCUUUAAAUGUGCGGGAAAUGAAUAGAGACUAUCUAUGCGGAAGAAGACGUUGCAUAAUCCCAGCGAUCCGUGCCUGAGCGGAGCAUUGUUUCUGAUCCGACCGAGGUGUGGCAACAGACAAUGUCAGCGGGUAUUCAGAGAGAGCUGGUGAGAACCGCUGACGACUCAAAUAUGUCCGUGGAGCUCAGUAACUGUCAGCCUGCAUCAAAUUCACCAAAAUGACUUUGGACCAGUUGUCUACUUUGCGCCAGUAUUUUGACAUGGUCUAAGCAGGCAUAAUUUUAGAGCAGCUCUCUGCCACCAAAUUGUAACUCUGCCAGCCACAUCUCCUAGGACACUCCCUCGCUGUGCCGGAAAGGCCAGCUUGGCACAAACAGGUCUGCCAAAUUGGCAACCACGUGCAGAGAGCCUUGUGCUUGAUGAUUGGAAAAUCAGGAUCUGCCGACAUUUGCACCCCACUGCAGAUGCACUGUCAAUGAAAAUAAAACCCUGUGUGUUCACUGCUCACUCCAGCAAACAUUUUCAGUGAGAAUAUUUUUCCUGUGAAUGUGAAUGAACUGAUCCACCUGUGAUAAUUCUUUUUAUAAAAUUGACAUCAAACCAG
Messenger RNA from Hippocampus zosterae (dwarf seahorse), 3976 nucleotides. Its product is annotated as protein-serine O-palmitoleoyltransferase porcupine-like. The transcript is spliced from 15 exons. The record is from RefSeq and is a predicted model, not a curated record. Gene Ontology annotation, biological process: lipid modification; canonical Wnt signaling pathway; Wnt protein secretion. Lineage: Eukaryota; Metazoa; Chordata; Actinopteri; Syngnathiformes; Syngnathidae. The coding region runs from base 344 to 1732 and encodes 462 amino acids. Gene Ontology annotation, molecular function: palmitoleoyltransferase activity; Wnt-protein binding. Gene Ontology annotation, cellular component: endoplasmic reticulum; membrane.